Molecule: messenger RNA, 1954 nt
Organism: Populus nigra (black poplar)
Lineage: Eukaryota; Viridiplantae; Streptophyta; Magnoliopsida; Malpighiales; Salicaceae
Product: protein NRT1/ PTR FAMILY 4.2-like
Exons: 6
Coding region: 191-1753 (520 amino acids)
Biological process (GO): transmembrane transport
Cellular component (GO): membrane
Molecular function (GO): transmembrane transporter activity
Source: RefSeq, a predicted model, not a curated record
CUAUUCUUUUCUUAUCUAGUAGAAAAAAAUUGUUUUCCAGAUGCGAUCAACACCAAGCCACCAAUCCACAUAUUGGAAAGCGAAAGUAACACCAACCCCUUAUUCAUAAUUAACUUCAUCUCUCAAUUUCUUUGAGCUAUAGUUUAGUUUGAUUUGGCGAUCGAGAGAGAGAGCUCAAAUUCCGUCCCUCAUGGAAACUAAGGAGGGGAAUAGUGGAAUUGAGGAGUACUUCGACUGGAAAGGGAAGAAGGCAGAUCCUAAAAAGCAUGGUGGAAUGAGAGCUGCUAGUUUGGCUUGUGUUGUGGAGGUGUUAGAGAACUUGGUAUUCCUGUCUAACGCCACCAACUUUGUGGCAUACUUCACUAAGACAAUGCAUUACACUUUCUCUGAAUCUGCAAACAUGGUGACUAAUUUUAUUGGAACCUCUUUUCUUCUCACAAUAUUUGGUGGGUUCAUCGGCGACUCUUUCUUCACCAGAUUCAGGACUUUCGUUGUCUUCUGUAUAAUUGAGUUACUGGGGAUGAUCCUUUUGACCGUUCAAGCUCAUGACACUCGAUUGCAACCAGCAUUGCAAGAAAAGCCUUCUAGUUCUCAAGCUGCUGUUCUUUUUAGUGGACUCUAUGCCAUUGCGACAGGAGUUGGUGGAAUCAAGGCUACCUUGCCUGCACAUGGUGCUGAUCAGUCCGACCACAGCAAGCAGCGGUCCAUUUCCUCAUUUUUCAAUUGGUUCUUCUUCUCUUUAUGCAUAGGAGGCUUGCUGUCCUCGACUAUUAUGGUAUGGAUUGAAGAGAACCGAGGCUGGAAUUGGAGUUUUAAGAUAUCAGUUGUUGUCUUGGGUGUGGCGCUUUGCAUUUUCAUUGCAGGUUUUCCAAUUUACAGGUUCAAAAGACCUGGUGGGAGUCCAAUCACAAGAAUCUUAAAGGUAUUUGCUUCUGCUUCUCGGAACCGAAAAGUCUCAUCAGGACUAGAGCUGAUAAAUGAUGAAGUUGGAGAAAGAUCCCAUAAGAAGUUCAGAUUCCUAGACAAGGCAUUAUUUGAUGACACCAUUAGUGCAUUUCAGGUCAAGGAAACAAGGACCUUCCUUGGCCUGCUUCCCAUCUUUGCUAGCACAAUCAUGAUGAACUGUUGCCUGGCCCAGCUACAGACAUUUUCAGUGGAACAAGGGAGCAUCAUGAAUAGAAAACUAAACAAUUUCCAAAUCCCUACCCAGUCAUUGACAGUGUUCCCCCUCAUAGUCGUGCUUGCCAGCAUACCUACAUUCGAACAUCUAGCAAACUCUUACAAAAACAAGAUGUCGGAAAACCAUUACAUUCUCGACCCACUCAAGAGGAUUGGACUUGGGUUAGCACUAGCAUCAGCAUCCAUGGCCGUGGCUGCUAUUAUUGAGUUUAAGAGACGUGAAGCAGCAGAGAACGGGCACACAUUGUCUGUGUUUUGGCUAGGGUGGCAGUACCUUUUGUUGGGUGUUUCAGAUAUGCUGACUCUUGAGGGGAUGCUUGAAUUUUUCUACUCGGAAGCACCUGAUAGCAUGAGAAGUAUUUGCACUGCUUUGUCAUGGUGCUCUACCUCUAUGGGCUACUUCCUUAGCUCCGUACUAGUGUCCAUAAUCAACUCUAUUACUGGCAAAUUGGAUCAUGAAUGGCUUGGGGGACGUAAUUUGAAUCACAACCGUUUGGAUCUAUUUUACACAAUUCUUUGUAUUCUGAACUUCCUGAACUUGCUGAAUUAUAUUUACUGGGCCAAGAAGUAUUAGGGUGGGUCUCUAAGGCUUUGUUUGAUAGCAAUUUCAACCGCGCUCUUGGCUGCGCCACCAAACAGGCUGAGUUGUAGCCUGGUUGAUUAGACCCAGCAGGAGGCUCCGAGAAAUUGAUGAUAUGUCUAGCUCAUUAUCUAUGAAUAAUAAGACUGGUGUAAAUCAUUAGAAAGAGAAACCAGAAGAGUCUUCUAUCGUGUA